AUGGCUGGGCAAGAUUCUAGCUCGUUUCGCGACGACAAUGAGACGCAGACGUACCGCGACGACUCGCAGACAGUGCGGGAUGAAUCCUCUCUGCCUGAACAAAGUUUAGGCCAUGGCACUCAAGCCAUGCUCGGUAGUGUAGCAAGCCCCCUCCCAGCUGGCGUGCGCGACAGAAGACAGGCUGUUCAAUACAGCCCAAGCGCUCACAUAGCUGCGCCGCGCAAUGCGAAACCGAGUGGCCCCACUGGUCUCAUAGCUGCUGACAUCGACUCCUCUGAGCUGCCUGGAAUGGCGCUUAUUGACGUCGACCGCUAUGUAGGACUCGCCCUGGAUAUCCCGACAAGCGGGUUCUUGCCGCUGAUCUUAGCGGGCUUCGACGACGAGCGCACAUCAGGUUCACCUCUGAGCGAAGUAUUGGAGCAAGAUCCGGGAAUGAAGACCGUAUGGCAAUCCAUCUGCGACUCGUACUUCUGCUCUAUGAACGAGCAGGUCCUCAUUGAGGCAAUUGCUGGCAACAUUGAUCUUGCUUACCAAAAGAGUCAGAGCGAUGGCACUGACGUCGCUUCGUACAUUGACAAGCUGCGAGACCGCGCUUCAUUUCAUCCUUCUGUAUAUGUGCGGCCCCUCACAGAUACUAAUGGAAGCGCCAUGUCGCUUGACCACUAUGAGCAGAUGUUAGAUAUCGCUGAGCGCUACUGCGGACGUGAUGUGCUGCAUGCCGAGGAAGCAUACGAUAUUGAUAGCGUAGCUGACGAAGACAUUGACAACAGCUCCCAGACGAUGAAUUCCCAGGGCGACACUGGCUGGUCCCUCGAAGACAGCGAAAACGGCAUCCGUCGCCACCUCCAGACAAGCGCCAACGAAUUUUCCGAGAGCCGAGCGAAAUGUCUUCGCGCCUGGAUUGCAGCUGGUCGGGCUCGCAUAAACCACUGUCGAAGCCAGGGAAUCGGUCUAGCACCGCCAAUGCAGUAUGUCGGAUACGCAAUGAAUGCUACGAACAGGCGAAAGGGCCACGAAAGCCGAAACUCGGCUAGCUGGCUCAGUCUGCUGGUAAGCGACAUCUGCGCAGUGCAGUGGCCUGGCUUGUACAGCCUGAAGUUCUACGUCAUCGCCUUGAUCGUGGACCCGCAAAUGGGACAGUUGUGCGAAAUCAUCUUCAGUCGCUUCUUGCGCGCAUACACUGUGAAUGGCGGCCUCAACAUCGAUUGGGCAGGCAAGAGCACAUCGAGCCUUUUCCUGUCAACGAAAUCAGAUGCGGAGCGACAAGACUUUUGGGAGCGCAAGCGAGAGUGGGUUCGGAUGAAUCUCGACUAUGAGGCAAACGGUGACGUCGAGCUGGAGCGCCGUAAGGCUCUCUAUGAAGGUGAGUUCAAGAAGCAGAUCGCUGCUGCGAACGAACGCACAGCGCAGGGCAAUGAAAAAAUUGCCAAGAUUCGGGUUCUGGCCGACGAGGUCAAAGCAACUGUCGGCAUCAUCAAGGACAAAGGGGGUAAACUAGACCCUGAAGAUGAAGCACAAAUUGAGGAACGCCACAGACUAGGCAACGAGAUUGCCAAACGCUGA
This is a messenger RNA of Alternaria arbusti, 1563 nucleotides long. RefSeq lists its product as uncharacterized. The coding region runs from base 1 to 1563 and encodes 520 amino acids. The transcript has a single exon. The record is from RefSeq and is a predicted model, not a curated record. NCBI's taxonomy places the organism in Eukaryota, Fungi, Ascomycota, Dothideomycetes, Pleosporales, Pleosporaceae.